AAACCGCUCACUUCCCUGACAGCAUCGCAGCAAAAUCUCCUCUGUACCAGCUAAAAUUUGGUUUCGACAGAAGAUUCGAGAGCCUUACGCUCUUACGGCCGCACGCCCAAGUGCACGUUUCCUUGAUCCCUUGCUAACAUUCAGGCAUUCAGCAUGAAGCCAUGAACUUCGGAGCAUAUAACCAGAUAUACACAGGCCUCUGUUCUCUCUCUUUCUGAAUUCUGUCAGUUGCUCACGCACACCUGACGGCGCCUGAGUCCCGACGGCCACCAUAUCCUCGUACGUCCUCCUCGAGAGAUAUAUAGCAGCGAUCGAUCGAUCUUCUCUUCUCGUCUUGAUCAUCAAGUAGAGUGCAUGGAUCGUCGGCGGCGGGGGCAGCCGGAGCGCAAGGCGGCGGCGGCGACGACGAAGAAGCGCGGGAGGGACGAGGAGGUGGCGGCGGCGGCGCCGCCGCCGCCGUGUGGCGCGGUGGAUUUCCCGUUCGAGGAGGGGGACGAGGAGGCGGCGGCGGCUGACGUCGUCGGGGAUCAGGCACCGGGGGUGUUCCGGUUCCCGUGGCAGAGCUGCCGCGGCGGGCUCGGGGUGGUCGCCGGCGGCGGCGGCGGAGGAGGAGGGUGGGAGAUGCGGGACGUGUUCUUCCGCUCCCUCGUGGACGGCGGCGCGGCGGCCAUCGGGGUGCCGGGCGACCGCCUCGUCUCCCCGCCGCCGCCGGCCGAGCUGCGGCGCGCGCUCUUCGACGACGUGGGCGCGUGGCUCGCCGCCGCCGGCGACGGCGAGGUGGACCCCGUCUGGCGCUCGGCGCUGCUGAUCGAGGGCGAGCCUCCCGCGCCGGCGACCGUGUGACGACGACGACGUGGACGGAGGUGGGCCCCACCUGGCAUACACUGAGUAGCAGCGUGAUGGUGACGUGGCGUCUGGGCGCCGCCACGUGGGGACUCGAGUGCUGACGAUUACGAUGGAGGAUAUCUACAAAGCGAACGUCACUCUGGUCUCUCUUGACAGAGUUACUUCCCCUUAAAAAAAAGAGUAAAAUACAUGAUGGGUCAUUAAACU
Molecule: messenger RNA, 1053 nt
Organism: Oryza sativa Japonica Group (Japanese rice)
Lineage: Eukaryota; Viridiplantae; Streptophyta; Magnoliopsida; Poales; Poaceae
Source: RefSeq, a predicted model, not a curated record